Sinocyclocheilus rhinocerous is the source of this 309-nucleotide messenger RNA. RefSeq names its product tripartite motif-containing protein 35-like. The transcript is spliced from 4 exons. The record is from RefSeq and is a predicted model, not a curated record. NCBI's taxonomy places the organism in Eukaryota, Metazoa, Chordata, Actinopteri, Cypriniformes, Cyprinidae. The coding region runs from base 1 to 309 and encodes 102 amino acids.
AUGAAAAGAGAGUUUGAGAAAACAAUUCAACACAUCAAGUCUCAAGCUGAGCACACAGAACGUCAGAUUAAACAGCAGUUUGAGAAGCUUCAUCAGUUUCUCAGAGAUGAAGAAGAAGCUACAAUCUCUGCACUGAGGGAGGAAGAGGAGCAGAAGAAGCAGAUGAUGGAGAAGAAGCUAGAAGAGAUCAACAGUCUCAUCUCAGCUCUUUCACACUCAAUCAAAGACACGGAGGAGAUGAUGAAAGCCAGUGACGUCUGCUUUCUGAAGGAGUUUCCAGUCUCAAUGGAAAGAGUCCAGAUCUCAUAG